AUGUCGUUGUUCCAGGCGCGGGAAUGGUGGACGGUGGCGAGUGGGAAUACCGAGGAGUACACAUAUGGCGCGUUGGCCGUGGGGAACGUCGACAAUGAUCCGACGCCGCAUGACAAGAUUGUCGUUGGGAGUCUCAACGGUAUCCUUCGAGUGUACUACCCCACUCAAGGCGAGUUUAAGAUUGAUCACCUUCUCAUGGAAGAGCAGCUCGAGUACCCUGUCCUGCAAGUUGAAAUUGGGAGAUUCGUGCCCCAUUCAACCAACGUGGGCAUGGCCGUGCUACACCCGAAACACCUUGCUGUGUAUUGCUUGGACGGCGUUGGUGGCUCUGGAAUGGCAGCUAGUUACUUCAAACUGACGAAGAAGUACGAGCACCCUCUCGGUCUUGACGGCGAGCACUUCACAGCUUUCAACAUGACAAUGGGUGGGUUUGGUAAAUCCCCCGAGAAAGAUCACAUUUGUGUGCAGUCUCUGGACGGUCGUCUCCAAUUUUUCGAGCAGGACCGAUUUAGCUUCAUGCAACAACUACCCACUUGCCUUGUUCCCGGUGCUCUGUGUUACGCAGCCCCCACCGACUCGCUCAUCACCGCCACAUCAGAUAUGAGUGUCGAAUGCUAUCGGUACCAAGUCAUGGCGACGUCGAUGGUGCUCAAAAAGAAACCUGGGCACGACGAUGGGAUAAAGGAUGCCAAGGGGGUCACUGCCGCCAAGGCGCUGCACUCUGAAUGGCGUACAAACAUCGGCGAGUCGGUGCUCGAUAUUCGCACGGGCAAAUUCCACUGGGCGGUACGAGCGCGCAGCUUUGACGUGGUCGUGCUGGGAGAGUUUUCUCUCUUCUGUGUGACGCCGGGCGGGGACAUUUGCUUUCACAAACGCUUGGGCUUUCACCCGUCGUCGCUUUGUCUGUACAACCGCCCCAAAUGUGACAACUCGGAUAGCACGGAUAAUGUGAUCAUCGCCACGCACGCCAAACAGUGGAUGGUCUACCGCGACGCACAGUUGAUUUGGUCGGCGGUCGCCCCGACGGUGUCCACGGCGCUGUCCGUGGCGAGCUUUGGGGGCAUCGACGGCAUGAUUGUGAGUCUGGACGAAGACGGACGGCUCAACGUAAACUACCUUGGCACAGAUCCACCCACGACAUCCGUGAUUGCAUCCGAUGCAAAAGAGGUCAACUACGAGGAGAUGGACGAGGAGCACCGCACCUUGCUCAACAUUAUUCGGCGGUCCCAGGGCGAGCGGCGCACGGAGCCCAAGGAACGCGUCCUCUUGCGCGCUCAAGUGCCUGCGUUGCUCGACCCACCUGGCGUGUCGUCCGACGAUGACGUUGUGACGGGGCCGGACCACAAACCCGUGGCACUCACCAUGCGCGUGUACGUGACGUACACAGGGAGCAACGUAUUGAGCAACGUCACGGUCGCCGUCACGCCGCCGCCCAACGUGAUCGUAUGCGGACCAUCGUCGAUUUUGCUCGAUUCCAUCGACGGCAAAGCUGGCACGCCACUCAUUAUCCCUGUCGUGCUCCGACCAAGCGCGACCGUCAUGCCGUCGUCGCUCGAGGUCACCAUCUCGGCAGCGUAUACACUCGAGAGCGGCCAGCCCCGAACGUCGUUGUGCACAGUUAAGCUCCCCAUGUGCAUGAUGAGCCGACUCAUCCCGCCCGUAAAAGCAAGCACGUUUAAGUUUACGCUGGACACGAACCAAGAGCCCGCGCAACUGACAGAGCUCUUUGACGACAUGCUGACGCAGCCAGGAGCGACGCCGGACUGGGCGAAGCAAGUCACAGGGUCGUCCGCGAACGUGCUGAGCUUUCAAUACUACAACGGCGUCGACGUCACGAUCCUCGUAUCCAAGAAUGCGGGGCGGUACCGCAUUCAGUCGACCGAGCUCGAUGCGCUCUGGAUGGUGUCGAACGAGCUUGUCGACCGCCUGCAGCUCCUGAAC
Messenger RNA from Aphanomyces invadans, 1941 nucleotides. RefSeq lists its product as hypothetical. The transcript has 10 exons. Gene Ontology annotation, cellular component: membrane; BBSome. Gene Ontology annotation, biological process: cilium assembly. The record is from RefSeq and is a predicted model, not a curated record. The annotation marks the transcript as partial. Lineage: Eukaryota; Oomycota; Saprolegniomycetes; Saprolegniales; Verrucalvaceae.